CAUUUAAUCAUAUUUUGGGGGGUGUAAAUAUAAUAGUUAAUCUUUCUUUCCUCUUCUCAUUUUCUUGCCUCUCCCGUCUCCGAUCACCACACAAUUGCUCCGACGACGAAAAAAUGGCCGGCGAUGAAGAAAAUCUACAAGACGAAGCCGGAGACCAACCGGAAGCUUUACGACUCAAAGCCCUAGCCGAGCAGAAAUACAACUCCGGCAACCUCAAAUCAGCUCUUAAGUACGCCAAGCAAGCCCAUAAUCUCCACCCAGACGUCGACGGAGUUUCUGAAAUGCUCACUUCUUUUCAAAUCCUCCAUACGGGUACCGUUCCGGCGGUAACCCCAGCCACUGCCGUUAGCGGCGAUGGAGCUACUACCACGACUUCAAUUCUGCCCGAUUACUACAAUAUCCUACAAAUAGAACGAUUUUCACACAUCAACACUAUCAAAAAGCAGUACAGGAAACUGGCGUUAACCCUUCACCCUGAUAAGAAUCCUUUUGCGGCAUCCGAAGAGGCUUUUAAGCUUGUCGGCGAAGCGUUUAGGGUUUUGUCGGACAAGAUUAGGAGGAAGGAGUAUGAUGUGAAGCUUAGAGUUGCUAUGCAGUCAGCUGUUAUGGCUGAGGAGAGUGAAACGACGACGUUUUGGACGGCGUGUUCGACUUGCCGAUUGUUGCAUCAGUUUGAAAAGAAGUAUUUAGGGCAUAAUUUGAUGUGUCCAAGUUGUAAGAAAACUUUUGAGGCUGUUGAAGUUUCAGAAAAUGGUGACAAUGAAGGGGUUUCUGAAGGUUUGGUGGAGAAAAGGGUGAGUGCUAGGAUUAAGGCUAGGAAAAGUGUGAGCUUUGGUUCUUCAAGAAAUAGGGAGUUAGGGGGGAAGAGGAAAGUGGCGAGUGUUGGGGAGGUUUUGAAGAGGCCAAGUGGAGAAAUGACAAGAAGUGUUGAUGCAAUUGGUGUUGGAACUGAGGUUGUAAGGGCAAAGAGGGUGGAUAUGGAAGGAGAUGUUGAGAGCGAUGAUGGUUUGAUUAAGGGGUUGAAAUCAAAGACUAAUGGUAAGGUGAGAAAUGUAGGUGAAGUGGAAGAUACAAUGACAUUAGCUGAGAUGCAGUUGUUAGCGAAGAAGAAGGUUAAUAAGGAAAAGAUUCCGGUAAAAGAUAAGGGGGAAGAAAGUGAGAAAAGAAAGGAGAUGGAUUUGAGUUUGAUAGAAAAGGAAGAUGAUGUGGAGAUGGAGACGCUUAUUGCAAAGGUGAGGGAGAAAAGGAUGAGGCGAGAGGUGCUAAAGAGGGAUGUUUUAGAGGAUGGAGGAAGAAGAAGGGAUUCAAGUAGCAACAGGGGUGGUAAGGAGCUAAGGCAGGAUGAUUCCGAAAUAAUGGCAGAGAAUGGGAAGGAGGAGAAUGAGAAGGUGAUGGCGUUUAAUUUAAUGGAAAAGGAAAGUGAAAAAAGAAAGGAAACGAGUUUGAGUUUGAGUUUGAUUGAAGAGGAAGAUGAAGUGGAGAUGGAGACACUGAUUGCAAGGGUGAGAGACAAAAGGAUGAGGCGUGAGGCAUUAAAGGGGGAUAGUUCGGAGAAUGGAGGAAGAAGAAGGGAUUUAAGUAGCAACAGGGGUGGUAAAGGGUUAAGACAGGAUGAUUCAGAGAGAAUGGUGGAGAAUGGGAAGGAAGAUGAGAAGACGACAACGCUUAAUUUAACGGAAAAGAAUAGAGAAAAAAGAAAGGAAAUGAAUUCGAGUUUGACAGAAGAUGAAGAUGAAGAUGAAGUGGAGAUGGAGACACUGAUUGCAAGGGUGAGAGAGAAAAGGAUGAGGCGUGAGGCGUUAGGUGGUUUGCAUGAUGGAGGAAGAAGAAGGGAUUUAAGUAGCAAGAGGUGUGGUAAAGGGUCAAGGCAGGAUGAUUCGGAGAUGAUGGAGGAGAAUGAGAAUACAAUGAGGUUAAAUUUAAUGGAAAAAGAAAGUGAGGAAAGAAAGGAGACAAAUUUGCGUUUGAUAGAAGAGGAAGACGAAGUGGAGAUGGAGUCACCGAUCGCGAGGGUGAGAGAGAAGAAGAUAAGGCGCGAGGCGCUAAAUGCAGAUGGUUUAGAGGAUGGAGAAAGAAGAAGGGGUUUAAGGGUCAAGAAGGUUACUUUGUCAAAAAGUAGCAAGAAGGGUAAAGGGCCUAGGCAAGAUGAUUUGGAGAAGGCAGUGGAAAGUUUUGAUCUUUAUAAUUUUGACAAGGAUAGAGUAGAGAGAAGUUUCAAGAAAGGACAAGUAUGGGCUGUUUAUGAUGAUGAUGGAAUGCCAAGGGAUUAUGCUUUGAUUGAUGAUAUUAUUUCUGCGCAUCCCUUUGAGGUGAGAUUGAAUUGGUUGGAACUUCAAAGUAAUAGUAAUGAAGCACUACUGCAUUGGGGGGAAAGAGGUUUUCAUAUUUCUUGUGGGAAGUUUAAGGUUUCUAGGCAGGCUUUGCUUAAAUCAUUGAAGAAGUUUUCACAUGUUGUUGAUAGUGAAAGAGCAGCAAGAGAGUUGUAUAGAAUUUACCCCUCAAAAGGUUCGAUAUGGGCAUUAUAUAAAGAGCAUGCUUUAGUUGCUGGCAGCAGUUCUCUAAUGGAGGAUAAGCCAUGUUAUGAUAUUGUUAUAUCUUUGAGUAGUUACACCGAUUUACAUGGUGUGAGUAUCGCAUAUCUUGAAAAAGUUGAUGGGUUCAUGACUAUUUUCAAGAGGAAACAGGUAGGGGCUCAUGCUGUUAAGUUGUUAGGAAAGGAUGAGCUUAGGUUGUUUUCACAUCGGAUUCCUGCAAGAAAGCUAUCUGAUGAAGAAGCCUCAAACAUCUCCAAGAACUGUUGGGAACUGGAUCACACUUCAUUGCCUCGUGAGUUGCUAGCUAUUAACAGGGGGAGUUAAAGAGUAUGUGAAUCAGAUGGAAAUGGACUUCUUGCACUGAGCUAUUACCUAUUGAUUACUCAUUUAGUUGGCAAAGAUGUCCGAGUUAAGUGUGUCAAGGUAGUCUGGGAAGCGUAAGAUGCAGCAUCAGGUAAGAUGCAGACUCACCCCAACAGAAUGUACCAAAGAAUCAAGAGAAUGGUAAUCAUCAGGUUCCUGACUUCGCAUACUCACCAAAUCCUCAAAAUGGGAGUUCUAGCUCAGACAGGAAUUAUUCAGAAUCAGAGUACAAACCUAAACCAGUUCCCCAAUGAAAUGUAAUCCCUACUAGACCGCUGCAGUCUGCUCCUCCUCCUAGUGUAUAAUGCUUAACUCUUGUAUACUUGCAUGGUUUAAUACGACAUUGUCUCUUGCUAAAAAGGGCAGCUCGGUGCACUUAAGCUCCCGCUAUGCGCAGGGUCCGAGGAAGGGCCCGACCACAAGAGUCUGUUGUACGCAGCCUUACCUUGCAUUUCUGUCAGAGGCUGUUUUCAAGGCUUGAAUCCGUGACCUCCUGGUCACAUGACAGCAACUUUACCAGUUACCAGCAACACGACAUUGUCUCUUGCUAGAUUUUGCUAAUUUACUGCUAGUUAUAGUAUGUUGAUUAAUAAUGAGAUGAAUGAGUACUUUCCGCUCCUAUGGUAGUAUAGCGCAUGUUCUCUAACCUUGAAGCUCUUUCAAUAUUUGACUAAAUUUAAGUUGGUGAAGUUUAGCUCAACUACUUACCAAAUAAUAAUGGUAGCAGGUCCAAUUUGUCUAUAGUUGACUACUGUUGCAUCAUUCAUGCUCACAUGCAUCUUUUUCCAUAUUAAAUAUGGUGUUUGAUUUGUAAUUGCUGCAGUAUCUAUUCCUCGAUCAUCCACUUGUGUGAUCGGAAUAUAACUAACUUGGUCUUUGUGCAUAGGCGAUUUUUAGUUGUGUCUGGAUGUGCUAAUUAUUAGCUUCGGCAACUUGCCUCAUAUAGAAAUACAAUUUAGUUAUUGCUGGUGAGGUGCACUACAACAUAUAAAUUAUAUGUUACCCACCAGACAGUCUGAUGGGAGUGAAGUUUUCUUUAUUUAGAGAUGAUCUAUGUUCUGGGGAAAACCCAACACAUAUGAUUUAUGUUUUACUGGGUAUUUGCAGAGACCUCCUCCGAGGCAAUCAGCGAUAGAUAUUGAGAAGUUGAAUUCAACAAGAAGGCGUCUUACCAGCCAUACUGAUGUUAUGUACAUUCUACAUUGGAAACUAUUCUCCAAUUACUACAGGUUGAACUAAUAAUUAUCAUCAAAACACUAAUAAUUUGCUAAGAAUAGACAAACAGCACUUAAUAUAACAUUAGAGUAACAAUUUAACAUAAGAUAACAUCAAAGAGCAUAUAACCUGCUAUACAGUUGCAUCUUUAUUUUUUUGAUUGUUAAAAGUUGAUUCUUAUAUAGGAGCAUUUGUGACAUUUAAGUACUUGCAAUUGUACAUGUCUGCAGAUUUUGGUAUUCUCUUAGCAGAAUAGGACUGAAUAUAAUACUAGUAUCCUAUGUUGCAAAAGCAAGGUAGAGUUUCUCUUCCUUAGAUGGAAAUGUUACACAACCAGAGGCGGAUUCAAGGUUUAGACUUGACCAGUUCAACAUUUCUGGUUCUUAGCACAUAACGCAUUGUACAUUUGAAAUUAUGUGUUCAAAAAUGAAUGUUUGUUGAAAUGUUACAAGUUAACACACAUAUAUUGCUAUGUUUGUAUCUUUAA
Molecule: messenger RNA, 4599 nt
Organism: Solanum dulcamara
Lineage: Eukaryota; Viridiplantae; Streptophyta; Magnoliopsida; Solanales; Solanaceae
Exons: 4
Coding region: 114-2858 (914 amino acids)
Source: RefSeq, a predicted model, not a curated record